This is a messenger RNA of Eremothecium cymbalariae DBVPG#7215, 369 nucleotides long. It is a transcript of the gene CNL1, whose product is annotated as Cnl1p. Gene Ontology annotation, biological process: endosome organization. The transcript has a single exon. Bases 1 to 369 code for a protein of 122 amino acids. NCBI's taxonomy places the organism in Eukaryota, Fungi, Ascomycota, Saccharomycetes, Saccharomycetales, Saccharomycetaceae. Gene Ontology annotation, cellular component: BLOC-1 complex. The record is from RefSeq and is a predicted model, not a curated record.
AUGAGUAAUGGAGAAGAGGUUAAUGAGGACCCCUUUAGGGUAGACAAAUUGAUUUUAGACUACGAUUACCUGAUUUACAGGAUUAAAGACCAUGUUUUGUCGAUUCAUCUGGAAACCACAGAUAUUUGCAGGAAGCAGAAUAAGUUGAUUACCGAGGGAAUUGUAGAGGAUAUUAUAGAUGCCAAUAUCAAGGGUAUAGAAGAGUUGCUUCAGAAAUGUGGUGAGUUGGAGAAAUAUUUUGUGCAACUGAAUGCUAUUGAUUCAAUAGUGGGCACGUUCCGUGAGAGGUUGGAUAGUAUAAUAAAACAAUAUUACGAUAUUAAAGUACAUAAUGAACGUAUCUCCGAAGAUAAUACAACUACCAAGUAA